AUGAUGCCCCAGAAGAAAAAGCGGAGGAAGAAAGACAUCGACUUUCUGGGCCUGUACGAGGAGGAGCUGCUGAACUACAAUUCAGAGGAUGACGAAGACGAGCUGGAGCAUGAGUACUACAAGGCCAAGGUGUACGAGGUGGUCACAGCCACAGGGGAUGUUCGUGGUGCAGGGACAGAUGCCAAUGUGUUCAUCACAAUUUUUGGAGAGAAUGGGCUCUCUCCCAAGCUCCAUCUCACCAGCAAGAGUGAAUCCGCUUUCGAGAAAGCCAACGUUGACGUAUUCCGGGUGCGAACCAAUAAUGUGGGCCUCAUCUAUAAAAUCAGGAUCGAGCAUGACAAUACAGGCUUGAACGCCAGCUGGUACCUGGACCGAGUGAUAGUGACCGACAUGAAGAGGCCCCAUCUCCGCUACUACUUCAACUGCAACAGCUGGCUGAGCAAGGUGGAAGGUGACCGCCAGUGGUGUCGUGACCUCCUAGCCAGCUUCGACCCCAUGGACAUGCCCAGAGGAAACAAGUAUGAAAUCAAGGUAUACACUGGUGACGUGAUUGGUGCAGGGACAGAUGCUGAUGUCUUUAUCAAUAUCUUUGGAGAGUAUGGAGACACAGGAGAGCGUAGGCUGGAAAACGAAAAGGACAACUUUGAAAAGGGAGCUGAAGACAAGUUCACACUGGAUGCCCCGGAUUUGGGGCAGCUGAUGAAGAUUAAUGUGGGCCACAACAACAAGGGGGGGUCUGCAGGUUGGUUCCUAUCCAAGAUUAUCAUUGAAGAUAUUGGGAACAAAAGGAAAUAUGAUUUCCCCCUUAACCGCUGGCUGGCCCUGGACGAAGACGAUGGCAAAAUCCAAAGAGACAUCUUAGUGGGCGGAGCUGAGACCACAGCCAUAACGUAUGUGGUCACCGUCUUCACUGGGGAUAUCCGUGGAGCUGGAACCAAAUCUAAAAUCUACUUGGUCAUGUAUGGAGCCAGAGGGAAUAAGAACAGUGGGAAAAUCUUCCUGGAGGGUGGCGUGUUCGACAGGGGCCGCACAGACAUCUUCCACAUCGACCUGGCUGUCCUCCUUAGCCCCCUGAGCCGGGUCUCCAUUGGGCACGGCAAUGUAGGCGUCAACCGAGGCUGGUACUGUGAGAAGGUGGUGGUCCUGUGCCCCUUCACGGGCAUCCAGCAGACAUUCCCCUGCAGCAACUGGCUGGAUGAGAAGAAAGCAGAUGGGCUGAUCGAGCGGCAGCUCUAUGAGAUGGUGUCUCUGAGGAAGAAGCGGCUGAAAAAAUUUCCUUGGUCCCUUUGGGUCUGGACAACUGAUCUGAAGAAAGCUGGUACCAACUCACCCAUCUUCAUCCAGAUUUAUGGGCAAAAGGGGCGGACAGAUGAGAUUCUCCUGAAUCCCAACAACAAAUGGUUCAAACCGGGCAUCAUCGAGAAGUUUAGGAUGGAGCUCCCAGAUCUCGGCAGGUUUUAUAAGAUUCGGGCAUGGCAUGAUAGGCAGAACCCUGGCUCUGGAUGGCAUUUAGAAAAGAUCUCCUGUGGUCCACACUGUUCCUUGGACCACUACUCAGAGCCAAAGGCAAUGUCCCACCCCCUAGUAGUGGCCCGGUACCGUGUGACUGUAUGCACAGGGGAACUCGAAGGUGCGGGGACGGAUGCCAAUGUCUACCUCUGCCUUUUUGGUGAUGUGGGGGACACCGGGGAGCGACUACUCUACAACUGCAGGAAUAACACCGACCUGUUUGAGAAAGGCAAUGCCGAUGAGUUCACCAUUGAGUCUGUCACCAUGAGGAAGGUGAGGCGAGUGAGGAUCAGACACGAUGGCAAAGGCUCGGGCAGCGGCUGGUACCUGGACAGGGUGCUGGUGAGAGAGGAAGGCCAGCCCGAGAGCGACAAUGUCGAGUUCCCGUGCCUCAGGUGGCUGGACAAGGACAAGGAUGAUGGACAGCUGGUCCGAGAGCUGCUACCCAGUGACAGUAAUGCCACGCUCAAGAACUUUCGCUAUCACAUCAGUGUGAAGACCGGGGAUGUCUCUGGGGCCAGCACAGAUUCUAGGGUGUACAUCAAGCUCUAUGGAGAGAAAUCUGACACCAUCAAGCAAGUUCUUCUUGUCUCUGACAACAACCUCAAAGACUACUUUGAACGUGGCCGGGUAGAUGAGUUCACACUGGAGACCCUGAAUAUUGGAACUAUCAACAGGCUGGUGAUUGGGCACGACAGCACAGGCAUGCAUGCAGGCUGGUUCCUGGGCAGCGUCCAGAUCCGUGUGCCCCGCCAAGGCAAGCAGUAUACCUUCCCUGCCAACCGCUGGCUGGAUAAGAACCAGGCUGACGGGCGUCUGGAGGUGGAGCUUUACCCCAGCGAGGUCGUGGAGAUCCAGAAAUUGGUCCACUAUGAGGUUGAGGUUUGGACAGGGGACGUAGGUGGUGCAGGCACCACUUCCCGAGUCUAUGUGCAGAUCUAUGGUGAAGAAGGCAAGACUGAAGUACUCUUCCUCUCCAGCCGCUCCAAAGUUUUUGAUCGGGCAUCCAAGGACAUAUUCCAGCUGGAAGCGGCAGAUGUGGGCGAGAUCUACAAGAUCCGACUGGGACACACGGGCGAGGGCUUUGGACCCAGCUGGUUCGUGGACACGGUGUGGCUGCGGCACUUGGUGGUGCAGGAGGCGAACCUGACCCCCGAGGAGGAGGCCCGGAAGAAGAAGGAGAAGGACAAGCUGCGGCAGCUGCUGAAGAAGGAGAGGCUGAAGGCCAAGCUGCAGAGAAAGAAGAAGAAAAAGAAGAAAGGCAGCGAUGAGGAGGAGGAGGGCGAGGAGGAGGAGUCCUCAUCAGAAGAGUCCUCAUCUGAAGAAGAAGAAGAAGAGGAAGAGACAGAGGAGGAAGAGGAAGAGGAGGAGUUUGGGCCAGGGAUGCAGGAAGUGAUCGAACAGUACAAGUUUGAAGCCAACCGCUGGCUGGCCCGGGGCAAGGAGGACAAUGAGCUUGUCGUGGAAUUGGUCCCAGCCGGUCGGCCUGGGCCUGAGCCCAAUACCUACGAGGUCCAGGUGAUCACAGGGAACGUGCCCAAGGCUGGCACUGAUGCCAACGUCUACCUGACCAUCUACGGUGAGGAAUACGGGGACACAGGGGAGCGGCCCCUGAAGAAAUCAGACAAGUCCAACAAGUUUGAGCAGGGCCAGACAGAUACCUUCACCAUCUAUGCCAUUGACCUGGGGGCUCUGACCAAGAUUCGGAUUCGCCAUGACAACACAGGCAACAGGCCAGGCUGGUUCCUAGACAGGGUAGACAUCACGGACAUGAACAAUGAGAUCACGUACUACUUCCCAUGCCAGCGGUGGCUAGCAGUGGAGGAGGAUGAUGGCCAGCUGUCCAGGGAGCUGUUGCCAGUGGAUGAGUCCUAUGUGCUACCCAGCGAAGAUGAGGAGGGUGGGGGACACGGAGAUAAUAACCCCCUUGACAACAUGGCCCUGGAACAAAAAGAUAAAUCAACCACGUUUUCCGUGACCAUAAAGACUGGGGACAAGAAGAAUGCGGGCACGGAUGCCAACGUCUUCAUCACGCUCUUUGGCACACAAGAUGACAAUGGAAUAACCCUUCUGAAGUCCUCCAAGACCAACAGCGACAAGUUUGAAAGGGACAGCAUUGAAAUCUUCACUGUGGAGACGCUGGAUCUGGGAGACCUGUGGAAAGUUAGGAUCGGCCAUGACAACACAGGCAAGGCUCCAGGCUGGUUUGUAGACUGGGUAGAGGUGGAUGCUCCAUCUCUUGGAAAGUGCAUGACCUUCCCCUGUGGCCGCUGGUUGGCCAAGAAUGAGGACGACGGGACCAUCGUCAGGGACCUCUUCCAUGCAGAGCUCCAGACGAGGCUUUACACACCAUUUGUCCCUUAUGAGAUCACCCUCUACACCAGUGAUGUCUUUGCCGCUGGGACCGACGCCAACAUCUUCAUAGUCAUCUACGGCUGUGAUGCUGUGUGCACCCGGCAGAAGUUCCUGUGCACCAACAAGAGGGAGCAGAAGCUGUUCUUCGAGAGGAAGUCUGCCUCCCGCUUCAUCGUGGAGUUAGAAGAUGUCGGUGAAAUCAUUGAAAAAAUCCGGAUUGGUCAUGAUAACACAGGCAUAAACCCUGGGUGGCACUGUUCCCACGUGGACAUCCGCAGGCUCCUCCCCGAUAAAGAUGGCACAGAGACCUUGACUUUCCCAUGUGAUCGAUGGCUUGCCACCUCUGAGGAUGACAAGAAGACUAUCCGAGAACUGGUCCCUUAUGACAUCUUCACUGAGAAGUACAUGAAAGAUGGGUCCUUAAGACAAGUCUACAAGGAAGUGGAGGAGCCUCUGGACAUUGUGUUGUACUCGGUACAGAUCUUCACAGGGAACGUUCCUGGGGCAGGGACAGAUGCCAAGGUCUACAUCACCAUCUACGGAGACCUCGGGGACACCGGGGAGCGGUACCUUGGCAAAUCAGAGAACCGCACCAACAAGUUCGAGAGAGGAACGGCUGACACCUUCAUCAUUGAGGCCGCUGACCUGGGUGUCAUCUACAAGAUCAAGCUCCGCCAUGACAACACCAAAUGGUGUGCAGACUGGUAUGUGGAGAAGGUGGAGAUCUGGAAUGACACCAAUGAGGACGAGUUUCUAUUCCUGUGCGGGCGCUGGCUAUCCCUGAAGAAGGAGGAUGGGCGGCUGGAGAGACUCUUUUAUGAGAAGGAGUACACUGGGGACCGCAGUAGCAACUGCAGCAGCCCCGCUGACUUCUGGGAGAUUGCCCUGAGUUCCAAGAUGGCAGAUGUGGACAUUGCCACAGUGACAGGACCCAUGGCUGACUAUGUUCAGGAUGGCCCUGUGAUUCCCUACUAUGUGUCAGUGACCACUGGGAAGCACAAGGAUGCAGCCACAGACAGCCGAGCCUUCGUCUUGCUCAUUGGGGAAGAUGAUGAGCGCAGCAACCGCAUCUGGCUGGACUAUCCUCAGGGGAAGCGAGGCUUCAGCUGUGGCUCUGUGGAAGAGUUCUACGUUGGUGGCUUGGAUGUGGGCAUCAUCAAGAAAAUAGAGCUGGGCCAUGAUGGAGCCUCCCCCGAGAGCUGCUGGCUGGUAGAGGAGCUGUGCUUGGCGGUGCCCACCCAGGGUACCAAAUACACACUACGCUGCAACUGUUGGCUUGCAAAGGACCGAGGUGAUGGCGUCACCUCCCGUGUCUUUGACCUCCUGGACGCCAUGGUGGUGAACAUUGGGGUGAAGGUGCUUUAUGAGAUGACAGUCUGGACUGGUGACGUGGUCGGUGGAGGCACUGACUCCAAUAUCUUUAUGACCCUCUAUGGCAUCAACGGGAGCACAGAGGAGGUGCAGCUGGACAAAAAGAAGGCCAGGUUUGAGCGGGAACAAAAUGACACCUUCAUCAUGGAGAUCCUGGAUAUCGCUCCCUUUACCAAGAUGCGCAUCCGCAUUGAUGGGAUGGGUAGCCGGCCAGAGUGGUUCCUGGAGAGGAUCCUGCUGAAGAACAUGGACACAGGAGACCUGACCAUGUUCUACUAUGGAGACUGGUUAUCCCAAAAGAAGGGCAAGAAGACACUGGUGUGUGAAAUGUGUGCAGUCAUUGACGGAGAGGAGAUGAUGGAGUGGACCUCCUACACAGUCUCUGUGAAGACUAGUGACAUCUUGGGAGCAGGCACGGAUGCCAAUGUGUUCAUCAUCAUCUUUGGGGAGAACGGGGACAGCGGGACCCUGGCCCUGAAGCAGUCGGCCAACUGGAACAAGUUUGAGCGGAACAACACAGACACCUUCAACUUCUCUGACAUGCUGAGCCUGGGCCACCUCUGCAAGCUGAGGGUCUGGCAUGACAACAAAGGGAUAUUCCCUGGCUGGCACCUGAACUAUGUUGAUGUGAAGGACAACUCCCGUGACGAGACUUUCCGCUUCCAGUGUGACUGCUGGCUGUCCAAGAGUGAGGGUGACAGACAAACCGUCCGCGACUUUGCGUGUGCCAACAACGAGAUCCGUGACGAGCUGGAAGAGACCACCUACGAGAUUGUCAUAGAAACUGGCAACGGAGGCGAAACCAGGGAGAAUGUCUGGCUCGUCUUGGAGGGCAGGAAGAACAGAUCCAAGGAGUUCCUUGUGGAAAAUUCUUCCAGACAGCGGGCCUUUCGGAAGGGGACCACAGACACGUUCGAGUUUGACAGCAUCUUCUUGGGGGACAUUGCCUCCCUCUGCGUGGGCCACCUGGCCAGGGAGGACCGGUUCAUCCCCAAGAGAGAGCUAGUCUGGCAUGUCAAGACGAUCACCAUCACUGAGAUGGAGUAUGGAAAUGUGUACUUCUUUAACUGUGACUGCCUCAUCCCCCUCAAGAGGAAGAGGAAGUACUUCAAGGUAUUUGAGGUUACUAAGACGACAGAGAGCUUCGCCAGUAAGAUCCAGAGCCUGGUACCAGUCAAGUAUGAAAUCAUCGUGACGACCGGCUAUGAACCAGGGGCGGGCACGGAUGCCAACAUCUUUGUGACCAUCUUUGGAGCUAAUGGGGACACGGGCAAGCGGGAACUGAAGCAGAAAAUGCGCAACCUCUUCGAGAGGGGCAGCACUGACCGCUUCUUCCUGGAGACUCUGGAGCUGGGAGAGCUGCGCAAGGUCCGGCUGGAGCAUGAUGGCAGCGGCUACUACUCAGGCUGGCUGGUGGAGAAGGUGGAGGUCACCAACACCAGCACUGGGGUGGCCACCAUCUUCUCUUGUGGCAGGUGGCUAGACAAGUCUCGGGGGGAUGGACUCACCUGGCGAGAACUCUUCCCAUCUGUCUGAGAUGCUCUGGCCACAGCUUUUAUCCUCUACCCUGUGUCCAUCAGCCAUCUCCCAAGACCUCCAAGGAUGGGGCUACGGCAGCAGUCAGUCCUGAGGUCUCUACUCAUCAGAGGCUGCUCCUUGCAAGUGACUGUGGGAUCCUCCACUUUUCCAUCUCUCAGACAUACAAGAAUUAUAUUCAUCACAAGUCAUAAUCCAUGACUGUACAGACUAU
Peromyscus eremicus (cactus mouse) is the source of this 6985-nucleotide messenger RNA. RefSeq names its product lipoxygenase homology PLAT domains 1 (gene Loxhd1). The record is from RefSeq and is a predicted model, not a curated record. Gene Ontology annotation, molecular function: protein binding. NCBI's taxonomy places the organism in Eukaryota, Metazoa, Chordata, Mammalia, Rodentia, Cricetidae. The transcript is spliced from 41 exons. Bases 1 to 6771 code for a protein of 2256 amino acids.